Messenger RNA from Ectocarpus sp. CCAP 1310/34, 3131 nucleotides. The record is from the annotation of a GenBank genome assembly. NCBI's taxonomy places the organism in Eukaryota, Phaeophyceae, Ectocarpales, Ectocarpaceae.
UGGUGCUGCUGUAUAGAUCGUAAACCGUCAGUUCGGUGUGCUCAGCGUGGUUUUUGCAGUCGACGCCCAGCAGUUCACGAUGCUGAGCGAGAGGGCCUCCUCGGUGCUGGCAGUGUGCUGUAUCUCUCUUGCUCUGUUGGCAGCAGCACAAGACGCGUGUACGGUCGGGACGGUGCAAGACAACUGCGUGUCGGCGACAAGCGGAGACAACAUCGAUGAGUUCUUUUUUUGUACGGAUCGGUACAGCUGGGAGUGGUCUCAGGACGCGGAGCAGCUCCCAGUCCAAGCGAGCGACUCCCUCUGUCUGACAUUGGACAGCAGUGUCGUCGAUGGUCUCGACCAAACUGAGCUUCUAGUCUUGGGUGGAUGCGACGCGGAAUUCCAGGAAGUGGCUGGUGACUGCAGCUCUCUUUCGAGCAGCACUCGCACCUACGAUCCUUUCCUGGUGAGCGAGGAGCUAAAAGAAGAAAGAGCAUGCCCGCCGCGUAUUGUAUUACCGAUCGAUACUUGUACGUACAUGGUGGAGAAGUGAAGCCUCUGCACCAUACGCGGCGCGGUCAUCCGCAAGAAAACUCAUCGUGAGAUGAACUAAUUUUUUUGAAAAUACAGCAGCGCACGUAGACCGAAUAAGGAUCACAUGUGCGUUCUUUCGUACUUCGAAAUAAUCAGAAAAGAAUACAGGAGAUGGGUUGAAGUAUUCAUUCACCCCACAGGACAGCGCCUUGGGUUGUUGCUGUUGUUGUUGUUGUUGUUUCUCGCAUUAGUCUAUAGUCCACAACAAAUGGGUGGGAACGGCCGGACAAUAAGCUGCUGCUGCACUGUCCUUGAACGGGGGGGAGCGACGACGAAUACUACUGCUGCAACAUCAUAUUCUCAUGAGUAAGCAAUAAGGGAGCAGGGAAGGUGCGCGGACCGUCAUGCGGGCUCUCUUGUUUGUAUAGGACAGCCCGUCGCCCUUCCCUGGAACGUUCGCGUAUGUUUUGCUUUAGUCUAUCUGUAAUAUAUUGGUGCGAGCGUGUUCUCAGAUUCUCACAAUGUGUGCUCGGCAAGUAAAUAGUAUCUAUGGUAGAUUCUUUGGAAGGCCUCCUCUUUUGCUUUUCAUGCACCCUCCACGGAACUUGUUGUUGUUGUUUCUCACAUUAGCUCUAAAAAAAAUUUUGUGUAGCAUUAGGAAAAAUAAAUGCACACACAGAAAGACUACCCGUUCGAGCUUCAGUAAAAGUCCCUGUUGAGUGCCGGUUGCCGGUAUGGUGCCGGUGUUUUCGGCUCGCACACAUCCGGUCGCCCGUUGGUCUAGUGGGUAGCCUCGCAGCCUGCUAAGGACCAGGUCAUGGGUUCGAGUCCCGGCAACGAGAGUUUUUUUCUCACUAAACAAAUCCUGGUCUAGGAUGAAAGCGACGCGCUGCAAAGCUCGUUUGGUAGUAAACCAUAAUCGACUUCGUAAGUCGCGAGGGAAGGGAUUGCUGUACCCUUCUCGCGAUAAAAAUAUCUCAGGCAGGAACCGCAGGAGGGGGCCCAACCCCCCCCUCCUAUGUGACCCCGGUUGGGUCGUCUAGUAGAAGUGGAGGAUAGGGGCCAGAGGGGCAGACGACAGAGUCCAAUGAUGGGAGAAAAACAAACAAAAAAAAACACUGGAAUAUCAAGUCGUUCUGUACUUUGAAUACUGUAGUGCCGGUGAAAUUUUUGUGCACACCCCGGCACUAAACAGGGACCUCUACUGUAUACCCACAUUCGAACGGCAUGUGGUGGAGUCUUUUCAGUGAGUGGAGGAAAACCGGCCAAUACUGGACUUAUUUCGAGCCUAUUUAAGUCGAUUUACUAAUGAUUUAAAUCAGUUAUACCAGCUGGUGCUAAGUCCAAGGAUCUGUAAAGGUAGCCUACAUUUUGCAGCGAGGAGUGGCCAAAAUCGGGUACACCCGGUCCGUAUCCGGCCAUAAUCGGGUACACUGGUUAUACACAGCCGACAGCGCCCUCCUGGCGCUAUCUGAUUGGCCGACGACCGCUCCUACCCGGUCCUGACUAAAUUCCCGCCGGGUGCACCCGAUAUUGGCUACUCCCCCCCCCGAGGGGUACCCGAUCGUACUCUCGCCUACCCGAAAAUGGCUGGGCUAUUCGACCAACAGACACUAGCAGACCACGCUCACGAACACACGCCAGCAACGCCCCGCACUCGAAUUCCGACGCUUCCGACGGCGGGCGGAGGCGGACCAAACCCAACAACCAACAACCCACCGCCCGCGGCGGAACCAACCAAACCCAACAACAACCCACCGCCCGCGGCGGAACCAACCAAACCCAACAACCCACCGCCGGCGGCGGAUUUCUCCGUUCUUGUUUCGUUUCGGAGAGAGAAGGCCAUCCAUGCAGGCGGGCGGGAAGCGGUGAAUAUGAGGGGCGGAAGGAAAGGUGGAUGGAUGGUGGAUGGAUGCCGUCAUGCCGUCAUCACGUGAGAUGCACACAAACAAGACUCCACAAGCAAACACAUUGGCGCAGCUCGGCGCAGCUCAGAUGUGCACCACACUAAUUAUGCAUGCCGGGACGCAGCAAUUUGCAGCAGCAGCAAGCAGCAAGUAGCAUGCCGCUGGACGUCCGAUUGCACAGCGAGAACACUUCGUAGACUCUUACUCUACAGCAGUCUCAACACUUCGAUUGCCCAGCGAUAACACUUAGACUCUAACCCUUCUUACUUAUCGAAACACGUCGAAGAGACAAGGGACGCGAGGGCAUCUGUGAUAGAUGGAUGGGUAGGAAAAGACAGACAGAGAGAGGCUGGCAGGUAGCAUGAUGGUUCAGGGGUAUGAUGAGGUCAAAUGUUGAAUGAUGACGAACGGCAUGUUUGGAUGUAUGCACGCGUCUGCGACGGGCACGAAAGCUUGAUCGCAUGUAUAGACAAGACGACGUGCUUGCUUGCUCGCUCGCCUACAUGAAGUCUGGACUAUAGACGCCUUGCUUGCUCACUGCUUGCUCACUUGUUUGUGUUCUCUGCCGCUUUGCGCGCGUCAGGCUAUGUCUGUGACCGUGACUACAAUGAAUGUGUUGCGGUCGGUCAUUGUCAACCCUGAAAGAAGUUGGUCGUACUUCGUCGUGUAUUACGUGCGUGGCGCUAUCUAAAAGUAUGUGCGCAAANCCGC